This is a messenger RNA of Bacillus rossius redtenbacheri, 1467 nucleotides long. RefSeq lists its product as uncharacterized. Bases 1 to 1467 code for a protein of 488 amino acids. The record is from RefSeq and is a predicted model, not a curated record. The transcript is spliced from 4 exons. NCBI's taxonomy places the organism in Eukaryota, Metazoa, Arthropoda, Insecta, Phasmatodea, Bacillidae.
AUGCCCCCCCUUACUCCCCCAGCCCCUCCGCCGGGGUGUAUUCGCGGCCGGGAGCCCGCAGCAGCCGUGGGGAGACACCGCCUGGCCGCGCCCCGCUUUACACGGUCCUCCUCUCCCGACCUUCCCGGCUCUGCCGCUCCCUCCUGGGGGGCCGCGCCCAGCCAGUGUCACACGGUCAGUCCCGACUGCCAGGUCCCAGUUACUAUAGUCGUGCGUGAGCGAGGUGACGCGGGUUCGAUCACCCAAGCGCCCGCGAGUGCGAAGGAGGCCUCGGCGGACUUCGCUCCCACAGGAUGUUAUUCCUCGGGCGGCGGAGACAUGCUCUCUCGUUUUGAAUACAGGAAUCCGGCGCGGCUGGGAGGCGAGAACGGGGCGUGGCCCAGUCCUGAUUGUGAAACUAAACCCCCCCUGGCCCCUCCCCCGUCACGCCGUAGCGCCGCGGUGCAGGAGUGCAUUCAUGGCAACGUGCCCCUGAUCCGGCGGGGGCGGCUGCUGGUGAUCUACUGGUGCCCCACUGGUGCUCCACUUGUUCUCCGCUGGUGCUCCACUGGUGCUCAGCUGGUGAUCUACUGGUGCUCCACUGGUGCUCCACUUGUUCUCCGCUGGUGCUCCACUGAUGCUCAGCUGGUGAUCUACUGGUGCCCCACUGGUGCUCCACUUGUUCUCCGCUGGUGCUCCACUGGUGCUCAGCUGGUGAUCUACUGGUGCUCCACUGGUGCUCCACUUGUUCUCCGCUGGUGCUCCACUGGUGCUCAGCUGGUGAUCUACUGGUGCUCCACUGGUGCUCCACUUGUUCUCCGCUGGUGCUCCACUGGUGCUCAGCUGGUGAUCUACUGGUGCUCCACUGGUGCUCCACUUGUUCUCCGCUGGUGCUCCACUGAUGCUCAGCUGGUGAUCUACUGGUGCCCCACUGGUGCUCCACUUGUUCUCCGCUGGUGCUCCACUGGUGCUCAGCUGGUGAUCUACUGGUGCUCCACUGGUGCUCCACUUGUUCUCCGCUGGUGCUCCACUGGUGCUCCACUUGUUCUCCGCUGGUGCUCCACUGGUGCUCCACUUGUUCUCCGCUGGUGCUCCACUGGUGCUCAGCUGGUGAUCUACUGGUGCUCCACUGGUGCUCCACUUGUUCUCCGCUGGUGCUCCACUGGUGCUCAGCUGGUGAUCUACUGGUGCUCCACUGGUGCUCCACUUGUUCUCCGCUGGUGCUCCACUGGUGCUCAGCUGGUGAUCUACUGGUGCCCCACUGGUGCUCCGCUGGUGCCCCACUGGUGCUCAGAUAGUGAUCUGCUGGUGCCCCACUGGUGCUCCACUUGUUCUCCGCUGGUGCUCCACUGGUGCUCAGCUGGUGAUCUACUGGUGCCCCACUGGUGCUCCACUUGUUCUCCGCUGGUGCUCCACUGGUGCUCAGCUGGUGAUCUACUGGUGCUCCACUGGUUCUCCGCUGGUGCUCCGCUGGUGCUCAGCUGGUGA